GGUUACCCAGUUUCAGCCUAACAUUGUUAUUUUAGAGGUUGGGACAAAUGACUUAACCUUGGGAAAACCCGAAACUGUGGGAUCGAGAAUUGACGAUCUAGUGCGCAUGUUGCUCGGGGUUCCAUCCGUCAGAGUUGUCGGCGUGUGUUUGGUAACCAAUCGGGCCUCUUCUCCAAAAUUUAAUGAGAAG
This is a messenger RNA of Paramuricea clavata, 190 nucleotides long. NCBI's taxonomy places the organism in Eukaryota, Metazoa, Cnidaria, Anthozoa, Malacalcyonacea, Plexauridae. The record is from the annotation of a GenBank genome assembly.